Dovyalis caffra is the source of this 1335-nucleotide messenger RNA. The record is from the annotation of a GenBank genome assembly. Lineage: Eukaryota; Viridiplantae; Streptophyta; Magnoliopsida; Malpighiales; Salicaceae.
AUGAAGUGGGGCAAGAAAAAAAACCCAUCUUCUUCUUCUUCGCGCCCAUCUUUAAUCUCUCAUGUUUUCCCCACUUCCUGGCUAACAAAGUUCAAGCACAUGAGCGUCAACCCAGGACCAGAACAUGCAAAAGCAAAGCAAAAAGAGAAAUGGAAUUCUGUCUCCACCAGCCCAUUGCCAUUUGCUGGUGGUGAAGGAGGAGGUAGAUUCUAUGGAGGGGAUGGUGAUGCUUUUUGGAGACUUUCUUUCGGAGAUGAUUGUGCUGAUGGUGAGAAGAGCAGAGGUGCUUUGAGAUCAUUUCAUUAUGAUUUCAACAAUGAGCCUGAAGCUCCGCCAUCAAGCUGUCACAUGUGUAGAUCAAAUGCUACAAGGGUAAAUUAUAAAAAAGAAGACACUUUCAAGUUCAGCAACAUGAUUUCUGAAGUAAGGAAAAUGAGAGGACUGCCAAGCGAAAUGGAGAUUUUGCCUGAAAUGGAUGCAUGUAUAAGAGAAAAGGUAGCAGAAAUCAGAACACCAAGGUUCAGGGUUGAGAGGGAGAAGAAAUUAAGGAAAACAGAUCGAAGGGUUUUCGAAAAGCAGCAGUUCAAAUUAGAUGGAGAAAAACCAUAUGAAGCAGAGAGGGUAUCAAGAGAAGAGACGUCAAAGAAUAUUUCUGAAACGGAAUCAGAAAGAACAAUUGGGAUGAUUGAAAGGGAGGACUGUAAGUUGACAGCUUCUUAUUCAAAAAAGGUUUUCUCUCUGUCUUCCAUCAAUGCAAGAGAUUCUCAUCCAAGCAAGACUGAAAAAGAGAUUGUGUUUGCUGCUCAGAAGGAUAGUGAUGGAUAUUCUGCUGAAAAUUUGAGUUCUGAGUUGCAAAAGUUGAAAGACAGGAAGAUUGAAGAGCUCAAGUCAAUGAGGGAGAAACAGAGGAAAUCUCAGCACAUAAACAGAGAAUUGAAGAGGAAAAAGAACAGUAAAGUGAGGGCUUUUUCUCCAAGAACAGCUUCAAAAGUCGAAAUCUGCAGAAUAAAAGCCGUUGAAGACAUGAAGAAAGCCAAGUUGAAAAUGAAGACAAAGGCCAGGGAGAAAACAAUGGAGGGAUUCACAGGGCUAGAGAAUUUCGCCGUGGUGAAAAGCUCGUUUGAUCCACAGAAGGACUUCAGAGAUUCAAUGAUUGAGAUGAUCGAGGAGAAAAGAAUUAGCCAACCAGAAGAGCUCGAAGAACUCUUGGCAUGCUAUCUGACAUUGAAUGCUGACGAGUAUCAUGAUCUUAUUAUCAAGGUAUUCCGGCAGGUCUGGUUUGAUCUGAACCAGGCCUGUUUUGUUGCUGAACUAGAGAAUGAUUACUAUGAAUAA